AAUUUGAGAAAACAUCAGUCUGAGGAGGGAAUAGCAGGGGAGAGGUAACCAUUCAGUCUGGAUCUCGACGUCCUGACUGGCAGAACGUAAUGAGAUGAGGGUGUCCAGUCACCGUUGAAUUGGUUUGAGAGGAGGUCUCGGUACCCUCCUGUACAUGGACACUUGUCCAGGUAUUGCUCGCUGGUGAUACAUGUACUGCCGGCAGGAGGAUGACAUCCCAAUUCUUGGAUUGUAUGGGAUACAUGUAUCUACUGGUACUUGAUGUAUCUGCCGUGAAAUGGGUAAUGUGAGCCUCGGGCAGUUUCAGCUCAGCCCUGGAUGGAUUCUGUUGUAGUCUGUAGGGGGAGUCUUGCAGGAAAUCACCGAGGGUAACGAAACAUCCCAGCAAGUUCAGCUUCAAGACUGUGGCUGGCAACCCGGAAUUGCAUCAGUCGAAAACACUCGCAGUCAUCGAUGUACGAGUGCUGAAGAGUCAACAGCUGCAGCGGGCGGUGAAGCUCGAAAGAGUGUUGCUGCAUAGGACUGGCACCAUGCUUCCCUGCAGUGCAAAAUUGGACAGACUCGUGAAGGGACCCUGCGGAUCUCACUCUUGCACAACGGACAUCGUCCCGUUGGCUGCCUGCUUUCGGGGAAAGCUGUAAAAUAUUCCUGCACUUUGUAUAUCUACAGUUUUAUGCGACUGUAUUUUAUGUCAAGAUUAUAAAAAGAAUGACUAUGACAGUACUGAAGACAAAAUGGAGAGUUGCAGCGUUGGUGGUGUUUGUAAUGCUGCGGAGUGUUCGGUUGUCGACGGCAUGGCUGGAUCUGCCAACCUGUCGUGCACCACUGGGAAUGAACAGCAAGGAUAUCACUGACGACCAGCUUGAAGCCAGCUCCAUCUAUCUUAAUGAUGUUAUGUUCUAUGGGCCGCAGAAUGCGAGAUUAAAUUUGGAGCUAGGCAGCGGGGCCUGGUGCCCAGUCAGUGCCGCGCCCGAGGUGGAUGGCCGCUACGAGUUCUUGCAGGUCAACUUUCACAACGUGACUGUAAUGACGGCGCUGUCCACCCAGGGCCGCUGGUACUUAGGCGAUGGCCGGGAGUUCACCCGCAAGUUCCGGUUAGAGUACGCCCGGGACCAACGAUGGCGGCGUUAUCGUGACAGCCUCCAGAAUGAGGUGUUUGACGGGAACUGGGACCCCAACAGCAUCAACACGUUGCACCUCUUUCCGCCGAUCAUCGCCAAGCAGCUGAGGGUGGUGCCUGUGGUGGAGAUUGUCUCCUCCGUCUGCAUGAGGAUCGAGCUGUACGGCUGCCUGUGGGAAGACCAUCUGGUGUACUACAACAUGGUGGAGCCCGACCUGAGGGGAGAGUACGCCUUCGAUGACGACACCUACGACGGCUUUGCCAGCGGGGACGGUCGGCUGAUCAACGGCCUUGGCCAGCUGACCGACGGCAACCUGGGCAGCUCCAACUACCGGCUCAGCCCCGCCAACUUUCCGGCGGGCUACGAGUGGGUGGGGUGGCGCAACUCCACCCACCUCAACCCCGUGCUGGUCUUCAAGUUUGACUCGCUGCGCAACUUCACCAGCCUGGCCUUCCGCACCAACAACUUCUUCAGCAAGGACGUGGAGGUCUUCAAGGCGGUGGAGGUCUACUUUGCCCAGGAGGAGGGCCAGUACUCCACCCGCGCCAUCCACUGGAACAUCCCGCAGGACAGCCAGCACGAGGACGCCCGCUGGGUGACGGUCAACCUCCAGAACCGUCUGGCUCGGUUCAUCAAGUGCAGGCUGAGGCAUCGCAACAAGUGGAUUCUCAUUAGUGAGGUGUCGUUUGCGUCAAAUCCCGUAGAAAACUAUGUGCGACCUCCCCUGACGCCAUUCCCUGCACGGCCGUCCACCACCACCCCAGUGAAGCAUGAUACCACGACAGCCAGUAAGCCGUCCAGCACCCCAGACAUCAGCAGGAUACCCAUUGGCAAUCCCAACGGCACCCUGGAUAACAAUGACUUAAACGUCAAACCCACUGAGAACGUCACCAGCGAGCCCGCGUCCAACCACAGCAGCACCAUCGUCGCCAUCAUGGUGGCCCUCCUCCUCCUGGCUGUCCUCAUCUUCGCAGUCUGCCUCUGCCUGUACCGGCGCAAGUACAUCAACCUCAAGCACAGCAUGCCGGCCGUCUUCUACGACAAGCAGGCCAACGGCAGCGUGGUCAACAACUCCCGGGGCGUCACCAUGCCUAGCCGGCGCAUGAACCCCACCUACCAGAUCCCCCACCCGGACGACGAGCCACAGUACCACGUCAUUGACAACAUGCAGGAGAGUGAGGACGAAAGUACAGGCAUCUAUGCCGAGCCGGAGACGUCCGGCUCCACCCCCAAGAAGGGCAGCCAGAGCGACCUGUUGGCCCACUACGCCGAGACAGACCUGAUGGUGACCAUCCAGGGGGUGUCAGGCAACACCCUGUACGGCGUGCCCAGCCAGGCCAUGGAAAAACUCAACAACAACCGGUCGCCAGUCCCCGAGUUCCCCAGGGAAAAGCUCAAGUUCUUGGAGCUGCUAGGGGAGGGCAUGUUUGGAGAGGUGCAUCUGUGUGAAGCUGAGGAUAUUCACGACUAUAUCCGUAACGGCUUCCCCUUCCAGAACAAAAACAAAGGGGAGAAGACGUUAGUGGCUGUCAAGAUGCUCAGGAAAGACGCCAACAAAAAUGCAAGGACGGAUUUCAUGAAGGAGAUGAAGAUCAUGUCCCAACUGCGAGAUCCCAACAUCGUCCGUCUCCUGGCGGCCUGCACAGAGGAUGAACCCCUCUGCAUGGUGGUGGAGUACAUGGAGUUUGGCGACCUCAACCAGUACCUGUAUGAAUCGGAGGCACAGUGGACUGUGGCCCCUACAGGCGCCACCAACAUCCGGGUUCUCACACUUGGUGCGUUGAUAUACAUGGCCACUCAGAUUGCCUCGGGCAUGAAGUACCUGGCCUCCCUCAACUUCGUCCACCGGGACCUGGCCACGCGCAACUGCCUGAUGGGCCAGUGCUUCACGAUACGCAUCGCUGACUUUGGGAUGAGCCGCAACCUGUACUCGGGCAACUACUACCGCAUCGAGGGGCGGGCCGUGCUGCCCAUUCGCUGGAUGGCAUGGGAGAGCAUACUCAUGGGUAAGUUCACCAACAAGACAGACGUGUGGGCGUUUGGCGUGACACUGUGGGAGAUCAUGACCCUGUGCAAGGAGCAGCCCUACUCCCAGCUGAGGGACGAGGAAGUCAUCGAGAAUAGCGGCCAGUUCUUUGAGAAGAGCGGCAGCCCCACUCUGCUGGCUCCGCCCCCACAUUGCCCCAAGGAUGUUUACGACGUCAUGCUGCGUUGUUGGCGGCGGGAACCCUCAGACAGACCAUCCUUCCAGUAUCUGUUCACCUUGCUGCAGGCCAAGAACCUGGGCUAUGAGCCGCCGGUACCCGUCUAAAGGAGAGACUGACUCUCAACUGUCUGAGAACUGCUGCUUGUGAGCGCAGGUGUGAGCCACUGGUACCUGUCCAAGACAUUAUAUAAAGUAAUCUAUACCACCCGAGAUAAAUCAUUGCAUUUGAGUGCCAGUGAAAGCCACCGGUACCCACCACAGUCAUAGCAGAUAAAUGGUGGUAAAAGCAACUGGCGCCCAUCUAAAAUAAUUGCACAUUAAUGUUGCUUAAAAGCAGUUGCCAUCGUAAUCAGAAACCAUUAUAUACCAAUAGUGGUACAUGCCACCGGUAACCGUUAAAGGAAGAACCAUGGCAUGUGAGUGGUAGAGAAAGCCACUAGUACCAACCAAAGAGAGCCAUUGCAAAUGAAUGUUCGUAUAAGCCACCGCUGCUCAGCCUCUUUUUGUGGAACAAAAGUUCAGCAGAAAUAUACAAGACAGCAUCAUGAAAGAUUGUCAAAGCAGCACUAUAUUGGUAAAAACAAAGAAACCAACAAGAUAUCCAGUACUUGAUUGUUUUGAAUUGUUCCGAAAUAUGGAAACGUACAGUAACGUGUGUGGUUUUGUACUGAUAUGUAGAAUAAUACUGUAAAUUUAUACAGUUUUGUACGGAGUGAAACUAGACUCGCAAGACAUACUAUCGAGCGUCAAACUCACGACAUUUAUACAUUUUGAUUUUGAUUUUUGUUUGUGGAGAAUUAAUACCACAUCAGUAUCAACGUUUGAAAUGAGAAACUCUGUGACCCUGAAAAUGUUGAAAUUGAGAUGCUUAUUUGGUGGUUGGAGCAACUUUCAUAGAAAUGAAUUACUAUGUUAUGAUAAUCAUAUCACCGUGUUACCAAAGUUUGUUUUUUUUUCACUUUGAAUGUAAGCUUCUUUUUAUCUGUUUCGACCAUUUCAAAGGAUUCAAUUUUCCUUCAGAGAGUGGUUUUGUCCCACUUCAUCUUUAUUUCAGCAUGUUCUCAAGUAGACAGGUGACUUAAGAGCGAUGUACACAUAUGAAAAAAAAAAGUUAAUUGUGAUAUUUGGAGAGAUUCUGCCGACAGCAGUCAAUUGUAAUUUUUGUACCGCCAGGCUAUCUGUAUAUACGCAAGCAUAUGGUUUGUUUUUUUAUAUUCUUCGUGAAGGAGACAAAGAGCUGACGUUCUGUCUCUCUUUGAAGCACUGUGGACAGAAAACAAAACUAGUUUUCUCCAAGACUUUUUGUGGAAGAGAAGCCAAGUUUAAAGAAAAUGGCCGAUUUUUGUUUCAGGUUUCACUGCUCUGGUACAUGAAAUUGAUAACCAAUUUCUCACUGUGUCUUUUAAAGUAAAAAGCUCAUUUUUAGAAGCUAAGACCGGUUUGGCUGUAAUAAAAUUUAAAAUCCUGAGUGGAAGAAUCCCAGAUAUUUGGGCAGGGAGGGAGUGACUAACUUCCAUAUCUCGGUAUUGAACACAGCGCUGAAAGAAUCUUUUCCCCAAAAAUUCAUUUGGGAUAACAAGUUUGGACCAGAACGGAGCCCCUCCGUAGAAAUAUUUGAGAAACAUCAAGGAUGUAAAUUGCUUUCAAAUACCUUGCCAUGUGUAGACAGACAAGCCCAUUCAUUUCUCAGUUUGUUGAAUGCACUCAACUGAUCAUAACAUGCAGCAAGUUUAAGGUUAAUAAUUACGGUGGUGCUGAUUUUUAAAGGAAUUAUUUUGUAUGCACAAUAUUAUGCAGUAAUUUUUUUUUUAAGUCUGAAAAAAAAAGAAAGAAAUUUACACAUUUAUACACUUCCAUCCCCGAAUGAAAAUCAAUUAUGGGUGUAUUUGACGGGAGUCAUUUUAACGAGUUCCUGGUUCUUCCUCGUGACGACUAAAGCCAUCAGCCAUUCCCUUACAGUGUUCGUGGUUAAACCGUAGGUGCAUUUAUUUUGAAUGACUUGCACAUUUUGGCAUUCCAUUACACUUGCCCUAGUCUCAGUAUUUCAGUGACCUUCCUGUUCCUAGAUCACUGUUCAAACCAUUCCUCUGUUUCUUAAUCGUCCAUCUCCAGAUAUAGAGGGUUUGCAUUGCUGCCAUCUUGCAGGCCAGCUUUGUCCUCGUAGAACAAAGGAACUUGCCUUGCAAGAUGGCGACCACGCAAUGCCUCUAAUUGCCUGUACUGAUUAUGGUUUCUAUUAUGUGUAAGUACCGGUACCGAUUUUUUUUACAGAGGCGAACUAGUACUAAUUUAACUCUGAAUUCAAUGCACAAAUGCCAGAACUUAAUGACCUUUGUAGAGAAGACAGCACCCUGAAGGGAGAUGGAAUUUUUGAAUCGGAAGAAUAGAGGGAUCCCAAUACGACGCUUUUAGCCUCGAUCUGCGCACUUCCGUGUUUGAAAACGAGGCUGUAUGUGUCAGCUUUGAUUCUUAAUACGAUCAGUCGAUUGAAAGUAAGGAGUCAAGACCCAAAAUGCAUAAAGGUAUGUNACG
Acanthaster planci (crown-of-thorns starfish) is the source of this 5859-nucleotide messenger RNA. It is a transcript of the gene ddr1, whose product is annotated as discoidin domain receptor tyrosine kinase 1. NCBI's taxonomy places the organism in Eukaryota, Metazoa, Echinodermata, Asteroidea, Valvatida, Acanthasteridae. The record is from RefSeq and is a predicted model, not a curated record. Gene Ontology annotation, cellular component: signaling receptor complex; plasma membrane. Gene Ontology annotation, molecular function: protein tyrosine kinase collagen receptor activity; collagen binding; ATP binding. Gene Ontology annotation, biological process: cell surface receptor protein tyrosine kinase signaling pathway; positive regulation of neuron projection development; multicellular organism development.